AUGGUUGAAAAUUGGUGGUUGUUCAGCUUGUUUGAUUUUGCGAACGCUUCGCGGUUGAAACCCGGGAUCCGCCUCGCCCAAGCCGUGUCGCAGCUCGAAACGGACCUCUCUAGCGAGCAGAAAGCUGGACUCCGAAUUCAAAACUUACAGCUGCAUUUCUCACCUCCCGAUCAGAGCGAUAUCAUGAGGCUUACUUCCGGGAUCGACAAUACUUCUGGACUUGUUGCUGGUAGACGAUGUUUCGGUCCGCGGCUGACAAGUUUCCUUCACGCCGUUCAGCAAUUCGCAGCGCUUGGAGAUGUAAUUCUUGGCGGUAGUCAGAACCUGUCAAUGGCCACAUACUCAUCAUACCUGGACAAGCUAUCGAGCCUUUUUAUGGAUAUUGGUCGCUCCGCUCCCCGCUAUCAAAUUAUGGCCCUUCUCUAUCCGCAAUCGAAACGGUUGCAGGCCAGUCUUGCCGAGUAUUAUAUUGUGGUUGUCGGCUUCUGCCAUCAAAUAUGGAAGUUUGCACAGAAAUCAGCCAUCACCAAAUUCGUAUCCGCCCUCAGUGACUCGGAUGUAAGGACGGACCAGUCUAACCUAGAGAGCUGGGCCAAUACAAUCAAAGAAGAGGUAAACCUUCUUAUGGCCAAGAAGGUCCAUGACGAUGGCCACGAAAUUACUGGAAUCAAAGCACUUACGACUUGGAAGCAAACUCGAAAACUCGGACACUGCUCUCUGUAUUCCCGAUGCACUGUAUACCUGGGUUGGAGAAGCCGUGCGAGUUCUUCGACCCUGAUAUAUAUGGGCAAGCUGGGAUCUGGAAAGUCCGUUCUUCUGUGCAAUAUCGUGCACGACCUCAGUACCUGGGUUGAAGGAAAACCCACUCCCGUUGCUUACUUCUUUUGUCGGCAUGACAUCCCCGAAAGUCUCAAGGCUCGGACAAUCUUUGGAUCUCUUGCUCGACAAUUACUUAUCUCAAUCCCGGACUUGGUGUUAUCAAAAGAACUUCCUGACGAGACCACUUCACAUCUGGAUGUCGAAGAUGUAUGCCGUCUUCUUCAGCGCGUCUUCCCAGAAAAUACCCCCGCAUACGUUGUACUUGACGGGAUUGAUGAAUGCGACUUUACGAUUGGAGAUCUAUUAGUUCAGCAACUCCAGAAGCUCCAGGGAACCGUCACUCUUCACCUUUGCGUUUCAGUCCGCCUCGAUCCGGCUAAGAACCAAAGUUUGAGUCUUGAAGGACUCGUUGCUUCCAGGACAGUUUUCAUGCCUGACGACAAUCCCGACCUUGAGGCGUAUAUUGAUGGAGAGAACCCUGUGAUCAUUUCGGACAUACAGCGGAAACUCAUGAAGGGAUCGCAAGGCAUGUUUUUAUGGGUCGCUCUUCAACUUCAGUCUCUUUGCACGAUGAGGACAGACGACGAAAUCCUCCAGGCACUAGAUCAUCUUCCGAAAGAACUUCCGGAAACGUAUACUCGCAUCCUUCAGAGAUCCGGAGAGCAGGGCAGCGUGGUUCUAGGAAAUACGGACUGGAGACUUUCAAGUCUUAUUAACGGCAUUAUAUCAACAUUGGCUAGUUGUGGAGGCCUUGUUGUCGUUGACGAAGAAGAGAAGACUGCUCGGCUAGUACAUCACAGUUUUAAGCAGUUCCUCCUCACUGGAUUUAGAGACCCGAACGAUGGAGAAUUCAUAAUAGACCUCGCACACAAAAACGUCGCCGAUACCAUCGUUACCUAUCUCAACUAUGGGGUUUUUGGAACCCAGUUGUCGACUGCUGUGGCUCCUCGCAUGAAAAUGGGAUCAGCGCCGUCAGAGAUCGUUCGAGAAGCAAUAGGCUCCAGCAUGGGCCGAACCAUUGCGUUGAAAUUAUUGAAGUCUAGGAAAAUGCCUAACUUUGAUAUGGGUAAGACCACUAUGGAUACAAACAGUCGCUGUUACACGCGUUCACUGGAUCACUUUUACUUUUAUGAUUAUGCGAAGUCGUUCUGCAUGCAGCAUAUCAUAUGCGCCCCGAAGCAAGAGCGAUCUCUGAUCAAGUUGUUGCUUCGAUUACUGAGCAAAAACAUUAUCAACGCAAAUAUUGCACUUGAAGACAACCGGACGCCGCUGUCGUGGGCGGCUGAGAAUGGUCACGAGGCCAUCGUUAAGCUGCUACUUGUCAGAGAUCAGGCUUUCAGGGUUAUCGAAUUGCUAGAGAAAAGAAGAAGAGGAGGAAAAGGGCCUCUCUUCUUCUAGAGUUCUAAAUACGCGUAUUCUCAUUCACCUAGACACUGGUCUGAGGCCGCUAGGCCACAACCUAUAGUCUGGGCGUAUAGCCCAAGACUCUUACAUGGGAAGGGGUGGGCAGUUCGGACUCCUCUUUAUCUUCUGGUCCUCUCCGCUGCCGCUAAUUAGCGGACGGUUCCUCAUCCUCUUCCUCUUCCUUAGAUUCACCAUCGUCGUCUCAGCAUCUUCAUCAUACACGUCCUCCUCCUCCUCAUCAUCCUCCUCACC
Eremomyces bilateralis CBS 781.70 is the source of this 2475-nucleotide messenger RNA. RefSeq lists its product as uncharacterized. The record is from RefSeq and is a predicted model, not a curated record. Lineage: Eukaryota; Fungi; Ascomycota; Dothideomycetes; Eremomycetales; Eremomycetaceae. Gene Ontology annotation, molecular function: protein binding. The transcript is spliced from 6 exons. Bases 1 to 2217 code for a protein of 738 amino acids.